This is a messenger RNA of Aspergillus calidoustus, 2299 nucleotides long. The record is from the annotation of a GenBank genome assembly. Lineage: Eukaryota; Fungi; Ascomycota; Eurotiomycetes; Eurotiales; Aspergillaceae.
AUGGAUGCAGCAGGGCCGAUAUGGUUCUUUUCCGCUAGUCCGCUCGGUUGCUCGCAAACCUCCCGUCAAGCGUUGAUCGGUCGUCUUGAUAUGUGAUCAGUCAGGUCAUUUUGGCUGCCCGGGGUAGGGAUCGGUGCGGAUGCUCCGCUAGCCCGCUAAGCUUCCACCGCCUGCAUGCACGCUACGCCUUGCACAGCACUCAGAAAUUCAUAUCCACGAUUCAGACACCAGGGCAAAAGAUCGUUGACAUCAUUGGAGUCAAGGGAUCCGGGCUCUUGGCAGAUUUUUAUUGCGAUGCUCCGCCACGAUCUUGCAGAUACUCAGCUCCGGAUAUCUUCGUCCAGAUAAAUACACCACCAUGGCGCACUAUCUGGAGCCGCAACCAAUUCGUCUUCACGGGUAUACCUGACUGCGAUGAUGGGUGUCAGUGCCUUAGGCAAAUUGUGCCUCUUUGCGAGUGCAUUUUUAUCAUCGAUUUACAGUGCAUCCGCGGUGGCUUUGCCGCGGGAUCAGUCUAGUGAGACUGUCAAUGACUGGGAGUCUAUAACUCCCUCAACUGACCUUCACUGGAUCCCUUGCUUCCAGAACUAUACGUGUACGCGACUUCAAGUUCCUCUCGACUAUGGCGACCCCGGCCGCGGAACCACCGCCAUCGCCUUCAUCAAACUCGCCGCAAAGAAAGUAACCAAGAACACGCGCAAUGUGCUUAUCAACCCUGGCGGACCCGGAGGCUCUGGUGUUGACAUCCUCUUGGCCAAUGCCAUCCCCUUCGCCGACCUCAUCCAAGCGGAGCAUAACGUCGUCGGUUUCGAUCCUCGAGGAGUAAGCCACAGCGGACCGGAGAUCGACUGCUGGCCCGGCCACCCAGAGAAUCGCGCCCAGUUCGAGAAACUAUUCUACUCGGAGACUUCGUACGCCUCGUCAACCUCGCUGAGCAACCAAUUCGCCGCCGCAGACUUUUUCGGUAAAGCGUGCACCUCCACCGUUGGUGGAAAGAACGGCAGCGCCGCCUAUAUCUCUGCUUCCGCGGUCGCUCGGGAUUUGCUUUCCUUCGUCAAAGCCGAGCAGCGAGCAGCAGGAAAGCCCGAAAAAGACGCGAAGCUCUCCUACUACGGAAUCAGCUACGGAACACUCCUAGGCACGACUUUUGCACAUCUAUUCCCAGACCACGUGGGGCCGAUGAUCCUCGACGGCGUCCUCGACACCGAAGAUAUCUACGGGCUCGGCUGGAAAACCAACCUCUACGACGCUGACAAGGCUAUUGAGUCCUUCUACAACUUCUGCCACAAAGGCGGGCCUAAGAACUGCGCAUUCUGGGGUCCCAAUGUGAACAACAUCCGUACGCGUAUGCACAAACUCCUCGAGAACCUGAAAUACAACCCAAUCCCCGUCUCAAACUCCCCAUCUUGCUCGCUUCCUCUCCUCGCAACAUACUCCGGCGUAAAGGAGAUGGCGUGGCAAGCGGUCUUUCAACCCCUAGGCGCAUUCCCAAUUCUUGCUGCCGCUCUGGCCGGUCUUGAGAAGGGAGAUGCAACGGCGUAUGUAGCCGCUGCAACUGGUGGUUUGCUCCCAGCGAACCCGUGCAACAAUGGGACGCAGGGUUCGACGCAGGACAUUGGGGUGGUGAUCAAAUGUGUUGAUGGGUAUCCGAACAAUCCGUUGAGCACUAUCGAUGAAUACAAGGAUUACGUCAAAUCCCAGAAUGCGCAAAGUAAGUUCUUCGGCGAAGUCUGGCCGAAUAAUGCCAAUGGCGUUCUUUGUCGGUCCUUCGAGGUGGAGCCGCCGAAGAGUGGAAGGUUACAUGGAUCUAUCCUCGAAGAAAGGAAGACAGCAACACCGAUAUUGUUCGUUAGCGCGGAAAUUGAUCCCGUUACGCCGAAGCGAGGCGCCUACAAAAUGUCCUCCGUCUUCCGUGACUCUCGAGUUCUGAUCCAAGACUCCGUUGGCCACACCGCGCUCUCCGCUGCAUCAAGCUGUCUCGUUCAGCGCGCACAGGAGUAUUACUCGCACGGACAUCUCCCGGCGAAGGGGACGGUCUGUAAGCCGGAUGCCGUCCCCUUUCAAUCUGUGGGAUCGGCGUCAGCAUAGAUUUGACUUGGUUGGUUUGUUGGUUGGUUUGUUGGGCUGGGGGGUAUACUGAUGGGUGGGCUAUGGGUUUGAUUGUUGGAUAGACUUGGGUCGGCUGAGGCUUCUAUAAUUCACUUUCCAAUGCGACAUAAUCCUGGCUUGACUUUAUUGUGCCGUGGACAGAAGAAGAAGUAGAUUAUUCUAAUAGUCAGUUAAUUCAUAUUCAUCCAGU